Molecule: messenger RNA, 2195 nt
Organism: Odocoileus virginianus texanus
Lineage: Eukaryota; Metazoa; Chordata; Mammalia; Artiodactyla; Cervidae
Source: RefSeq, a predicted model, not a curated record
CAUCAUUAUCAAAGCUUUUCAGUAUGAGUCGAAAUGGCCAAAAAGAAUACCGGGACCAAGGACGUGGGGAUAGACACUGAAUUGCAAGCAAACAAUAUACAGGCAUACCUUGGAGAAAAUGUGGGAACUGUUCCAGAGCCUGCAAUUAAGGUCGGUCGAGGAGGGAAGAGCGUGUGUCUGUGCUGGAGAAAGAGGAAAAUCUCCCUAGAGGUCUUGAAACCCCCAAGGAGUAGAGGCCCCAGCCGUGGAGCCCUGCAGUAUACAUGUGUUAACACCAUGUCUGUGCCCCUGCUCACCAACGCUGCCACUGUGUCUGGUGCUGAGCAGGAAACAGCUGCAGUUAUUUUUUUACAUGGACUUGGAGACACAGGGCAGAGCUGGGCUGAUGCCCUCUCCAGCAUCCGGCUCCCUCACAUCAAGUACAUCUGUCCCCAUGCCUCCUGGUUUGACCUGAUGGGGCUGAAUCCAGACACGCCAGAGGAUGAGGCUGGCAUCAAGAAAGCAGCAGAGAACAUCAAGGCCUUGACUGAGCAUGAAAUGAAGAAUGGGACCCCUGCCAACCAGAUCGUCCUGGGAGGCUUUUCACAGCGUGGAGCUAUGUCCCUCUACACAGCCCUCAGCUGCCCCCACCCUCUGGCUGGCACUGUGGCAUUGAGCUGUUGGCUACCUCUGCAUCAGGCCUUCCCCCAGGCAGCCAAUGGCAGUGCCAAGGACCUGACCAUCCUUCAGUGCCAUGGAGAGCUGGACCCCAUGGUUCCUGAACAGUUUGGGGCCCUGACAGCUGAGCAGCUCUGGUCCGUUGUCACACCUGCCAGGGUCCAGUUCAAGAUGUACCCAGGUGUCAUGCACAGCUCCUGUCCUCAGGAGAUGGCAGCCGUGAAGGAGUUUCUCGAGAAGCUGCUGCCUCCUGUCUAACCAGAGUUGCUGUCCCCCAGCACAGUCCCCCUGCUAACAGGGGACUCAGCAUGCAUGGCACCAUCUUGGAUCUGAGCCAGUCGAGCCCCUUUCUCACCCUUCUGGACCCAUCCUCUUCCCACAGGCCUCUGGGGCAGACAGGUCAAAGCCUGGCCAGGCCCUCGUUCCUGGCUUCAGCCCCUGCCUGUCUGCCGCAGGGGGUAGGCUGCUUUCUUAUCCCAUUUCCCUGGAGGUGGGGCCCUCCCUGCAACAGCAGUAUUGGAGGGGCUGUAGGCAGCAGGAGAAAGGGGCCCAGCCGCUGACCCACUCACUCAGGACCUCACUCACUAGACCCUCUUUGGGCCCUCUCUGGUGACCUUAGGGUUUGGCCCAUGGGGCCCUCCCAGGCCCCACCUCCUACCCUCUGCAACUGAUUCUGCCCAGAUAAUUGUGUCUCUUGCCUCCACUCCAGCUGCUUCUCAAUCAGGAAUGUGUCCAUGGCCCGACCUCUGACUGCUGUGGGCUCCCUGCCCUGCGCAGGAGUGUGGGAGAGACGGACAAGUCUUUCCAGGAAGCCUCCCCUCAGCAGUUCUGACGUGGAGGCUGGGCCCUGCCUCGCCAUUACUCUCCGCUCCCAUAGGCCUGGAGCCUGCAGGGCUGGACUGAGGCUCAAGGUCUCCCCCAGCUGCUCCACCCCAUGUUGUUCCCACUCUAGAUCUAGGGGAGCUGGGGAGAAGUCUUCUGUCUCCAUGUAGUUUGGGGUGUUUCUCUCGUUGUGUCCUGGAUUCCAAUAAAAUUAAAGAAAUUGCUUCAACUCUCAAAAAAAAAAAAAAGACUUGGGUCUUUGUCAUAUUCAUUCUCUGUUAUGAUAAGUUGUAAAUUAUGCCCACAGAUUUCUCCGACGCAUCUAUGCAAUGACCACUCUUGCUUCCAUCAAGAGGUUAUCGAUUUCCCCACCCUUUGCAUCUGGACUGUUAUUGUAACUUGAUUUAAUCUGCAGAAUGUGGCAAAAAUGAUGUCCUGUGACUUCCAAAACCAGACCUUAAGAGACAUUGCAGCUUCUGCUUUCACCUUAUUAUGAUGCUACCCCGAGGCCAUCAAAAAAGGAAAGCCAGUCUAACCUUCUAGAGAAUAAUGGUCACAUGGGAAAGAAACUAAGCUCCCAAUGGACACCACCAGAUGUCAGACAUGUGAAUGAAGCUACCUUGAUCUUCCAGUCCAACCAUCUUUCAGUUCAACCAUCUUUCAGCUGAAUGUUUCUGUACCAGUGAACUCAGGUAAAACCAGCAGAUAAACUGUCA